CACCCAACAAAAUAAAAGCAACUCGGAAAAAAAAUGAUCCCCUCACCAACCCCCCUCUCUCCCCCAACGACCUACGAAACCCUUCCUUUAACACAUAUAAAAGUCACCCACUACCCGCCCGGAUCUCCUACUGCGACGCAGGUGGUGGUCGUUAGCCUCAAUAGGCCGGAGAAGCAGAAUGCGUUUACGGUGGAGAUGAUGGGGGAUUUUGAGACUAUCUACCCACUAUUAGACGUCGACGAGCGAGUAAAAGUAAUCGUCCUAACAGGAGCCGGCAGGACGUUCUGCGCGGGCGCGGAUCUGGAGAGGGGGUUCAAGGGGGGUGAGGAGAGGGCGGUGGAUCAUAGGGAUGGAGGAGGGAGGGUCGCGUUAGCGAUCUACAGGUGCAGGAAGCCUACUGUUGCCGCUAUGCAGGGGAGUGCUGUUGGUGUGGGUAUGACGAUGGUGUUACCUGCUGCUAUCAGAAUUGCCCACGAAACCAGCAAAUACGGCUUCGUAUUCGCCCGCCGUGGCAUCACAAUGGAAUCCGCAUCCUCCUUCUUCCUACCUCGUCUGAUCGGGUAUUCGCGAGCCAUGUACCUGAUCACAACAGGCGCCGUCUUCCCGCCUACGUCGCCACACUUCGGACACCUGUUUCAAGAAACUGUUAAAGAUGCGAACGAGGUGUUGCCCAGGGCAAUCGAAUUAGCGACAGAGAUAGCCGAGCAUACGAGUGGCUUGGCGGGGUUCCUGAAUCGGAAUCUGAUGUGGAGGGGUCCUGGGAGUGCGGAGGAGAGUCAUUUGGUGGAUUCGGCGGUGCUUUAUCAUAUGUUUUCUAAUCGGGAUCAGAGGGAGGGAGUGAGCAGCUUUUUGGAGAAGAGAAGGCCGAGGUUUGAGGCGACGGUGGAGGAGGAUGCGCCGCCGACGUUUCCGUGGUGGGUGGAGGUUGAUACGGGGAGUAGGGCGAAGGUUAGGAAGGGGCCGGCGAAGUUGUAG
Molecule: messenger RNA, 975 nt
Organism: Mollisia scopiformis
Lineage: Eukaryota; Fungi; Ascomycota; Leotiomycetes; Helotiales; Mollisiaceae
Product: ClpP/crotonase
Exons: 5
Coding region: 34-975 (313 amino acids)
Source: RefSeq, a predicted model, not a curated record